UGGAUGAGUGAGAAUGUGCCAUUUGGAAAGCAGAGGGUUAUUCCAGUGGAGUCUCCAAGAUGAGGGGGGAAAAUCCUUGACACACACUUUUACUGCGGGCAGGGAAAGCAGGGGAUGAGACGAGUCUUAACAUACUCAAAUAAAGGCCGCGUAUGGAGCCGGGGAGGUUGCGUGAGAAUCCCCCCGGUUCUGGUGAGCCCGAGGCCGGGGACUGGAGGGGAGAGACUCCCGGUGUAGAGGCAGAUGAGGAGCUGAAACACAGCGCUGUGGUCAGCAGCAAUGGCCCAGCAUCCGAGGCUGGGUGUGUCGAGACCGGUGGGAUCAGGGAUGAAGAGGAGGAGGAGGAUCAGUACAAAGACGAAGAACUGGACCCCAGAAUACAGGAGGAACUGGAGCAUCUCAACCAGGCGAGUGAGGAAAUUAACAGACUGGAGCUUCAGCUGGAUGAGGCACGGUCGAGCUACAGGAAAAUCCUCACCGAGUCAGCACGCAAACUUAACGCUCAGGGCUCCCAGCUUGGUGCGUGCAUAGAAAAAGCCCGGCCGUACUACGAAGCCCGUAGACUAGCAAAAGAGGCCCAACAGGAAACGCAGAAGGCGGCACUGCGCUAUGAGCGUGCCGUCUCCAUGCACACGGCUGCGAGGGAAAUGGUGUACGUGGCUGAGCAGGGCCUCCUGGCUGACAGGAACACGCUGGAUCCAACCUGGCAGGAGAUGCUCAAUCACGCAACAGCCAAGGUGAACGAGGCUGAAGAGGAGCGUCUGCGGAGCGAGAGAGAACACCAGCGAGUCACACAGCUGUGUCAGGAAGCUGAGGCGCGAGUACAGACUCUUCAGAAAGCUCUCAAGAGGGUCAUCAUCAAGUCUAAACCAUACUUUGAACUCAAGGCUCAGUUCAACCACAUCCUGGAGGAGCACAAGGCAAAGGUGGUCCAGCUGGAGGAGCGGGUGGCGAAGGUAAAGACACGCUACUCCGUUGCUCUCCGUAACCUUGAACAAAUCAGCGAGCAGAUCCACGCCCAGAGGGGGCGUGCUCGAGCAGCCAGGCAGCGGAACAGAGCCCGCGGAGGGCGGAGUUCCCCAGUAGGGGCGGAGGCCGAGGGCGUGAUACAGGCAGGGGCUUAUGGCGGAGUAGGGGUGAGUCUGCUGGAUAACGAUUGGGCAGAUCAGGAGAAAACCAGGCAGUGGGUUGAGAAGCACAGGGAGGAGGGGUGGGGCCAAAGGGCUGAGAGGGCGGGGUCAGACUCGCUGUCCAUCAUCAGCCUGCAGACCAUCGCCUCAGACCUGGAGAAGUGCGACUCAGUGGAGCACCUGGGCGACUUGAGCGACGUCAGUAGUGUGAUCGGAGAGGAGAGGGAGGGGGAGCGAGAGAAAGAGAGAGCGAAUGUGUUCAGGCAGGGAAAAGAGAAUGAAACGGGGGCCUCAGGGACUGAACGACCUCAGAGGGAUCGAGAAAACUUCGUUAAGCAACACCACAGAAGUGUGAGCUUGUAAGAAGUACUGAUAUAAUGCACCUUAAACCUCAAGGUCCAUGCCUUUACUUCAGCCUUUCAUGCCUUCCUCUCUACUCUCUCGGAGGCAGUGUUACAGUUCUCACUGUCUCAUAAAACGGCUUUUCAUUGCACUCACAGACAGAGAUGUAAUAGACAGAACGCAGCGUGAGUGAGAGGAAAGCGUGAAAGGCUGCAACGGAAGGCAUCGAAACGCUCUAUCAACUCCUCCAGGACUCCCGCUCGGCAGCAGCGGCUGAGAGAUAGAAGUCAUAUUUAGUCAGUAAUGACGGGAAGAAACUGAAUAAUAUAGCGGGAGAAACACGUAAUGACUACUUGGCAUGGCGUCGUUUCUGUAAUGCUGCAUAUAGAGCAGAGCGUAAUGUUACAUUUUUCUCCAUAUUAAUGAAUAACAAUAAGGGAAGAAACAGAGGGGGCGACUCAUCGUGUCCUCUGGGGUUUGUAGUUCUCAUGCGCUGAUUCUCACUCUCACUUCAGUCAUAGCAAGAAGGGAAAAAAAGGGGGAAGAGACAGGGUGAUAAAAGAAAGACAGAGUGUAACUACAGUCUAACACACAGAUUGUAUAUAGAUCCCAGUGCACAUCGUGGAUCAGGGGCUAAAAAUAGUAUCAGGUUGUUUGCUGUGUGAGAGAGAGAGACUUCAGUGAUUUAUCACUUUGAGUUAUGCUGCUUUCGUGUCAGGCAUAUGCUGUAAUAUCCAUGCAGUCACUGGAAUCAGUUUGAGCUAAAAAAAAAAAGCUGAAACCCAUGAAAAUGGAAUGAUGUGCUUUGGUUUGACUGUGAAAUGGUACGUCGCUGUUUAAGCCACAUUUCGAAAGUGGAUUCGUGAGCGUUUUGAAGAAAGGGAGCUGUUCUGGAGUGCCUUUCUUCCAUGUCUAGGCUAGUUCUUACUGAAUGAGUGUUUCAUUUGAAAAUGUCAGUAUGCUGUCCUGAGGUACCGCCUUGUAUUUAUAGAAUAUUGUGGCAUUUAUCAUAGUUCUGAGUAACAUAUCUUACUGAACGUAUUAGUCUUGGCUUAUUUAUAUUUAUUUACUUGAGUGUUACAUAGUCAGUGCCACAUUAGUACUGGAUUUUUUUUUUUAAAUAAUGUAUAAUAAAUACAUGUUUACAAGUACGGUUUUGGAAUAGCUGGAUCGCUGGCAAGAAUUAAAGAUGCACUUAGGGAAAAUAACUCAUUUAUGCCAAUGUCUGUAAUAGGAUUGAAACGAACGGACAGUACUGUAUCACUUGUACACCUGUGUCUCUCUAAGCUUUCUUCCUUCCUUCCUUCUGUCCCUCUGAAUCCUGCUGUAAAUCCUUUUCUUCUCUCACUUUUCCUAACUACUCUCUUGUAGUUCACACACUGGAAAAUGACCCAGUCAGGUAUGGCUCGUAAUUUCUCAAAAGCUCCCUGUAUCUGAAAUUAAAGUAUGUUAUAGAGGAAUAUACUACUUAUCACCUGAUAAAUGUAUUAAUUCUGUAAAUGUUAAUUUAUUGAACUGCUGAAGAUAUUAAAACUUGAAUUUAACAUCUAA
Molecule: messenger RNA, 3023 nt
Organism: Pangasianodon hypophthalmus (striped catfish)
Lineage: Eukaryota; Metazoa; Chordata; Actinopteri; Siluriformes; Pangasiidae
Gene: sh3bp5lb
Product: SH3-binding domain protein 5-like, b
Exons: 7
Coding region: 153-1493 (446 amino acids)
Biological process (GO): negative regulation of protein tyrosine kinase activity; intracellular signal transduction
Cellular component (GO): cytoplasm
Molecular function (GO): protein kinase inhibitor activity
Source: RefSeq, a predicted model, not a curated record